Ictalurus punctatus (channel catfish) is the source of this 3064-nucleotide messenger RNA. It is a transcript of the gene cspg5b, whose product is annotated as chondroitin sulfate proteoglycan 5b. Gene Ontology annotation, biological process: nervous system development. The record is from RefSeq and is a predicted model, not a curated record. Lineage: Eukaryota; Metazoa; Chordata; Actinopteri; Siluriformes; Ictaluridae. The coding region runs from base 1244 to 2716 and encodes 490 amino acids. The transcript has 6 exons.
CUGAACUGAUCAGGGUUUCUUCAUCGAGGUGAACAGACCCGGUGUGGGAGAGGGGUUUCAGAUUAAAUCAAGACCUGAAGAAAUAAAUAAACAGACCAGUGUCUCGUGCUCACAGUGGCAUUGAUCGGACAGUACAGCCGGACUCACGCGCUGGGAACGCGCGCGGUCUUUGUUCGCGCGCGCACGUGUGUGGCGUGGAAUUAAACCUCAAAUCCCAGAGCGCGCGCGUCCCAUUGGUCAGACUCAGUGCACAGGGUGGAGAAGACUUCACUCCGCACACUGAGCUCACAGGCGCGUGGGAUACAGCCGGAGUCUCUCCAGUCUCUCUCCACCAGCCUCCAUCAGAGCCUCCAUCAGCCUCCAUCAGAGCCUCCAUCAGCACGCUGUGGACUAGUUCUCUUUCUUCUACAACCCGCACAUUUCUCUCUCCAGGACCCUACUCAGAGUUUACUAGAAGAAGGGAGAGGUGAUGUGAAACGAUGAGACUGUAAGGAGAUAACCAGGCGAGAAGAGAGAGAGAGAGAGAGAGAGAGAGAGAGAGAGAGAGAGAGAGAGAAAGAGAGAUGGAGGAAAGGGCACAGGUUUGACUGACAGCAGAAGGAAAGUUAUCAGUGUGACAGUGAGAAAAGAGUGAGAUACUGCGUGUUACUGCGUGUUAUUGUAGUGUGUGUGGUGUUAGUGUAGUGUGUGUGGUGUUAGUGUGUGUAUAGUGUGUUAGUGUAUAGUGUGUGUUAGUGUAUAGUGUUACUGUAGUGUGUUAGUGCAUAGAGUAUAGUGUUAGUGUAGUGUGUUAGUGUGUGUGUGUGUAUAGUGUGUUAGUGCAUAGUGUAUAGUGUUACUGUAGUGUGUUAGUGUAUAGUGUUACUGUAGUGUGUUAGUGUAUAGUGUUACUGUAGUGUGUUAGUCUACAGUGUGUUAGUGUAUAGUGUUAGUGUAGUGUGUUAGUGUUAUUGUAUAGUGUGUUAGUGUGUAGUGUGUUAGUGUAGUGUGUGUUAGUGUUAUUGUAUAGUGUGUUAGUGUGUAGCGUGAGUGUUAUUGUAUAGUGUGUUAGUGUAGUGUGUGUUAGUGUAGUGUGUGUUAGUGUUACUGUAUAGUGUGUUAGUGUAGUGUGUGUUAGCGUAGUGUGUUAGUAUUGGUGUAUAGUGUGUUAGUGUAGUGUGUGUGUUAGUAUUGGUGUAUAGUGUGUUAGUGUAGUGUGUGUGUUAGUAUUGGUGUAUAGUGUGCUGUUCAUCUGUGUGAGAAAAUGACCUGCAGGAGCUUCACGACUCUUCUGCUGUUCCAGAUGUUCACCUCCUACACACACGGCAGCUCGGUGGCAUCCAAUGCCACUCGCUUCAACUCGUCUCAUGUGGUGGGGUUCAAACCUGCACUUCCUGGUAAAGCUCUGCCCAUUUCCUCAUCCCAGAUCCACGCCCCAGCCGAGGAGCCUGGAAGCAGCGGGCUGGGUGAGAACAGGCCUUCCAGGACGAUCAGCGCCGACUCUGUAGGUGGCAUGGGUGCGGGUCUACCCACCAUGUCUCGCAGCGAAGCCCAGCUGGACUUUAAAGAGGAAAACGCUGAAGACGUGGCCCCUCGCUGGCGCGGUCGAACCCUACAGCCCGAUGGAAGCGUCAGCGACCGAUCGCUGUUCCUCAGCGAGCCAGAUGAUUCCAGCCCCGUCAUUAAAGUGAGCUUCUCCGAGCCGUAUCAACGCCACCGGAUCGAAAUCCCCGCUCAGGAGGUUCAGGGUGGUGAUCCCACGUCUUGGACGUCUGAAUUUUACGAUUAUCUGUCUCCUGAAUACUCCACCACCGAGAGCUACGCAGACGACGAGCUGUCCACACCUGCGGACAUGGAGGACGAGAAUAUCCGGUACAAUCCCGCAGGGGCCGCGGAGAACGGCGUGAACGGCGCCUGCCUACUGGGGUUCGUCCGCAGGAAUGGCACCUGUCAAUCACCUUGUGACGUGUACACCAGUUACUGCUUGAACGGAGGCCAGUGUUAUGUGGUGGAAGGGAUCGGAGCAUUUUGCAGGUGUAACCUACAGAACUACGUGUGGAACAAAGGGAGCAGGUGCGAGUCGGUCAUUACGGAGUUCCAGGUGAUGUGCAUCGUGGUGAGCGGCGUUUCAGUCAUGCUGCUCAUCCUCUUUCUGCUAAUAGUGUUCUUCUCCAAGCGGCUCCACGUGCUGAAGACUGAAAACAGUCAACUGCGAAAACGCAGUAAGUCCAGGCCCCAGUCGUUGCAGCACAAUGAUAACUUCUCGCUGUCCACUGUCGCUGAAGGUUCUCAGGCAAACGUAAGGAACGAGUGUGGCUCUCCACCUAACCCUCCUCCUGAUUUGGCUUACUAUGAUAAUGCUAUCUGUCAGAACGACACUACCAAGCCCGACGAUCCAGUUGAAACCCCCGUUAAGGAGGACGAGUCUCUGAACGUCCAGACCUCGCUGACACCUAAACAUGAGAACACCACCGUCGUCGGUGCUGAAGAUCCAGAAGAGAGCGGCGUGACCAUCGAUUUGGAGCUGCUCCUCCCUAACAAGGCGAAGACGCACCCCGAGACGAGCGCGCCGCUUCACUAUAACGUCUUCCUCUAUAAGCUCCCGAAAUCCCCCAAAAUAUCCCCAGGACGCUCCAGGCAUCCGAAAGGCCUCCCCAGACGAGGCUCCGAGCCCGGUUACAGCCCGAUGUCCUCCAGGAAACCCAACCCUCGCCUGGGGAAAGCCUGCACACCGUAAAAAUGUUUUUAAAAAAAGUCUAACGCUCACCACGAUGAUGGAUGAUGAACAACAAGCCUCCGUGGUCUCAUGGAGAUCCGGCCUUACGUUCCGGUACACGCGUACUCUUAACGAAUAACCAGCUGAAAUGUAGGAUCUGGAUAGACCUUAUAACGAGCAAGAACAUACCUACUGUAUAAUCAUUCCCCAAACACCAACGUCCGCCACCGUCACGUCAUACAGCCCACGAACGCCCCCACGGAGAACUAAUUAAUUAACGAGGUGCUUUUUUUCUUUUCUUCCCUUCACAUUUUUAAUCUGAUUAAUACUUUUCAUUUAGAAUAAACACUGAAUUAUGUGAAUACUUCA